GCGAAGGCAGGCGCUCAGUCGGGAGACUCAGAAACAAAGAUUUAUCUUAGCGUUUCUAGUUUGUUCGGCCCUGCCGACGAGCCGUGUAGGAUUUUGGAUCUAGGCUGAUGUUAUGUCCAAGAACUUGAAAAAAACAGGAGUUCCCAGCAGUCAGAAGCAGAGCCCGGCAGUGUCAGAUGGGGAGCUGAACAUGGCCCAGCAGCAGGGGCGAGGCAGGGGCUACAGCCCAAACUGGGGAUCAAGUUCACCGAGGGAGUCGAGUGACCGGGGCAGGGUGGCCAGCUGGGCCGUCAGCUUUGAGAAACUCCUCGAGGACCCCACCGGGGUGUUCUAUUUCACAGUUUUCCUCAAGUCAGAGGUGAGCGCAGAAAACAUCCUGUUCUGGCAGGCAUGCGAAAAGUUCCGGAAGAUUCCAAACAGCCAAAAAGAAGAGAUGAGUCGAGAGGCCCGUUCCAUCUACGACACCUACCUUUCGAACUGCGCUUCUCACGCUAUCAAUAUCGACGAAAAAGCUCGAAUUCUGGAAAGCGACCUGGAAUCUCCCAGUCCGGGCAUGUUCCAGCCAGCUCAACAACAGAUCUUCAAGUUGAUGAAGUUUGACAGCUACGCACGUUUCGUUCGCUCGCAACUCUACCGCAACUGCAUGCUGGCCGACAUGGAAGGCGGGCCGCUGCCGCAGAUUGGUCACGUGACCAGGAUCCCAGGGCCGGGCAGGAGUGGACCAACUGACAGCUCUUCUCUUGACGACAAGAGGAAGAAGAAAGCGAAGCCUGGGAAAUCUCUGCCGUUUGAUGACGAGGACAGCAUGCAGAGGAGGAAAGGCGCGGCGGAGAGGAGGCCAUGGGACAAGCAGCGCGACAAGAGGGGAUCGUGGGGUGCUGACUUCUACGAUCAUUACGCAGCCUUGUGCUCAGAGUCACAGGGUGUGGUGAGGCCGUUGACCGCCAUGGAGAGGGUCUCUCACCAAGGCCAAUCAGAGCUCGAGCGGUUAAGGCCCCGCAAUCGAGAGAGUGCUGCAUCCGGAGGGUUCGCGCCAAAAGAAGGGUACUGCUGCGUGUUCUUCCCCGAUGGAACAGCUUCCCUGGCGAUGACACAGCCCGGAGUGUCUGUGAGGGAUAUGCUGACAGGGCUGUGUCGGAAGAGACAAAUUCCCCUGCGUGAUGUCAUCAUCUACCUCCGGGGCGAGGACAAGAGACAUCUUUCACUGGACCAGGACAGUUCUGUGCUCAAGGAGCAGCAGGUCAUUCUUGAGUUUCAAGUGGCUUUUCUUUUGGAGAUAGCGUUCACCGGGAAGAUUACCGGCGUUGUGGUGAAAAGCAGCAAGACUCUUGAGGAGGCGCUGAGACCCGUUCUCGAGAAGCACAGCCUGCAACCUCAGGACGUUGUUGUCACCAUAAGUGGGGAAAAGGAGCAGCUGAACAUGACCAUGGAGGUCUCCUCUCUGGCAAACAAGCAGCUGCAGCUGGAGCGAGUCGAAGGUGAGACAUUUACACUGUUUUCGAUUUCAUUGCCAGGUAACAGUCUGAACAGCAGGCCAAAUGUCACUUCCUCAGCUGCCGUCCCAGAGAGGCCGCCAGCAGGCCCCAGAGACACAGUGGCCGCCCCACCCCUGCAGUCAGAGAGGCUCCGACACAACAACAGGCGUAGAAAUCCAGGGGUCCGGAGGACUUACGACAUGGAUGGACUCAUGGAGCUGCUGACCAGAGCGCAGUUCUGCAGCGCCGACGACCAGCGGGGACUCCUGUGCAAGGAGCACCUGGAGAUGCCCCCGUUCCUGCAGCUCCCCUUGGAGGAGUGUGACGAGCAGGAGGAGGCGCCGGAGGAGGCGCUGGAGGAGGAGAAGGACCGCAGGGCCUCGUCGUCCCUUCCGUACCCCGAGGCUGGGGUCGCGAACCCCAGAUCGCCCUCCUUUGAGCCCGAGAGUCGCUUCCUUUGCCCGGACUCCGCCAGGGAAACGGUCGUUUGAUCGCCUCGCACCUCGGCCCCAAAAACUGUUCCGUCCCUUCAUCGUGUUUCCUCCUAUCGUCCAAGCUCUCUUUACGCCGGUGACCCGGGCUUUUGAGGAACAGAUCUGCCAGAAAUGUACAUUUUCAGCAAUGGAAAAAAAGAGUCAAAAAUCGGAAUUAACGUGUCUGUUCUCUUGCUCUAGUAAUAAACCCGCCCUAUUAAAUGCUCAUUUUAUAGGACCGUACAAGUGUUUUUAUGAAUGCAAAUUGAAACUCGUGUAAGAACUGUGGUUUUGGCACUUUUGUUAUCCGCUAUCGUGAUAAUAUACUUUAUCUGCUCAGAUUAUGAAACAUGCUUUCUACCUCCAAUGUCAUUGACUGGUACUGAAUUCGUCAUUAAAUCAGCA
Scleropages formosus (Asian bonytongue) is the source of this 2353-nucleotide messenger RNA. RefSeq names its product regulator of G-protein signaling 14-like. The coding region runs from base 113 to 1966 and encodes 617 amino acids. Gene Ontology annotation, cellular component: nucleus; plasma membrane; cytoplasm. Lineage: Eukaryota; Metazoa; Chordata; Actinopteri; Osteoglossiformes; Osteoglossidae. The record is from RefSeq and is a predicted model, not a curated record. The transcript is spliced from 15 exons. Gene Ontology annotation, molecular function: GTPase activator activity. Gene Ontology annotation, biological process: cell division; regulation of G protein-coupled receptor signaling pathway; signal transduction.